Molecule: messenger RNA, 2373 nt
Organism: Ornithodoros turicata
Lineage: Eukaryota; Metazoa; Arthropoda; Arachnida; Ixodida; Argasidae
Exons: 5
Coding region: 313-2133 (606 amino acids)
Source: RefSeq, a predicted model, not a curated record
UUGAAACGUUGUCUUAAUUCAGCAUCGGUAAUUUACGUUACCUUUCGGCUAAGUCUGAAGAUGAGUUGAAAUUCAGGGCGCGCGCAGAAGAAAAAGAAGGCUACAACAUUGAGGUACUCCGGCGAACAAAAAAUUCGUGCUGUUCUAUAAGAGGGAAUAAAUUUUCCGUUGAAGGUUGGUCACCUUGCCUUCGCUGUUAACGGCAUUCACGUUGACGGUAGGCAGAUCCAGCGCUGCAAUGACGUCACGACCACAUAGGCUUGGGCCCUCGCGAUCAACGACGUAGAGCGAAGCUGUUGUCGUUCGGUGUCCAUGCUGUGCAGCUGCAACGUUCUUGGCGGGAUACUGGAACACACAACCAAUGACCCCGGAGGACAGUCGCUGCACGCAGCGCGGUUUCAGGUUUCUGAAAGAGAAGCACCUCCCGAAGAUCACUAUUGCCGUGAGAGACAAGAACGGGAUCAGGUAGGAGCGCGGAACGCCUGCAUAAGGACAGGACAUUACAGCGGAACCAUAAAUUACGAUGGGAAGAGUUCAAUUUCCACGAGAAGCACUGCGGAAUCAGCAGAGGGCAUCACUCCCCUCCAUGGUUGUACUUGUGUUGCCUCACGUACUAUAUCAGCGGAAGCGUCCUACAGACACAGGUCACCUAAGCGAAGAACGUCUUCAAAAUCACGAGCAAGGUCAUGCAAAUCUGUCAACAGGAACAAAUUGUGUAACGACAAUUCAGGCAGUGUUCCUUGUACAUGCCGGACGCACAAGACGAGCAUAGCUGCGAAUAGUCGCGGUACGUACGUUCGAGACCAGCAGCUUUCCUGCUCAGCAAGAAGUUCGGAUGAGCAAGGCCCCCUUAAGGUAGUAACGAGGGAGACCAUUAGACGGCGCGAGUUUCUGUGCAACCUGAACCUGCCCGAUGGAAUACGCAUCAACCACCGGGGGAAGCUGGUCGAGGACAGGGGUGUGUCAGCGGAAGAGGCCAAUUUCAGAAAGAAGGUCCGGCCAGUUCUGCAGAAGUACCAUGAGCCCACUUGUUCCCAACCGAUGUCUCCUUCGCCAAUAAGUUACCGCCAAAAAGCAGCUUCAGUGCGCAUGUGCGCGGACACGACAACGGGACUCCAUGCAGCAGGGCUCGUUGCUGUAUCUUGUACUAGUCAGCCACAACAGCUAUCGAGGUCAAAUUCACAGUUGGCAGAGGUGGAGGAAAUUCGACCGAAGUCAACAUCAAGGCAUUCACUUCCAGAAUCGACAUCGCAUGUGAAGAUUGUUGGAAAGGCUCGCAAGUAUUCAGCUAUCAACUGCAAGUGUCCAAACGAAACAAGAUGCCGAAGCGGACUUACUCAAGAACUUACUCAGGUACAAGUAGAAUGCAUUUCGUGCAAAGAGAAGAAGUGGUACAUUGUCUGCAAAGCCUGUUUUAUGGAAAAUAGAAUUCAAUACUGCAAUGAUUGUAGAUUUCGGUCUGGUUCAUCUGUAAACAAAACUGGCAAUGUGAAUGAUGCUGUUUGUAGCGUCGAAGAUGCGAAUUCAAUACGCUUUGAUUCGAUAUAUCCUCAAAUACCGCAACAUUCAAUGCAUCCUCAGCUAGCAAAGCAUGGACUACAGUAUGCACACCCUGUGAACUACGAUGAAGCACAAGUGCACCCUAGCGUGACCCGCAUCGUGGACUCUCGCACACACCUAGGUGAGCGCGCGCGAACGAACACAUCCGCAGAAUAUCGGCCUGUUGAGAAUACUUGCACCGUGUCACGAACCAGUCGCAUCAUGUUGAAGACCGCUUCUGACCCCGCGGAAGAGAACCAGUUCCCAAUGCCUUUAUUCCAUGAUGAUGAGGCUACACCUCUACCCGUUUACGAGGAACCGGUGUUCUUGGUGUACGUUGAAUCAGAUGAUGAUGAAGCACCGAUCUAUCUGCAAAGUGCUCCGUACUGCAAGUCAUUCGAGAACUUCGAUACUACAAAUACGACUACGGAUUCUAAAAUACGGCCAGCUUCUCCUGCAGUGCUUCUCCAUGUCAGUGUCAAGAAAGAUAGAAACGUUCAUGCAGACAGUAAACCAGAUACCAACAACACACCGUCAGGAGUAAGUCAGGUACUCGAAACGUCUGUCAGUUGUGAAGCCUUCGCAACCCCUUGAUCAGGACUAACUCACGCUACCGCAAAAUGGCGGUGGCUGUUGCGCCAGUGAAGUGGCACAAUAUCCUAAGAAAUGUAUAUGUAUUUGACACAUGUUACCUUCAAUACAGGCUGCUAGCGACAUCUAGCAACAUAGUGCUGUGAAGGCCUCCCGAGAAGGACACUUUCCUUCACUAAUUAUUCAAUGAAAGAAUAAAAGUGCCUCGUCUAAAGAAAUACAAAAUUGUGCCAGUUGAGCAUA